This is a messenger RNA of Talaromyces proteolyticus, 1822 nucleotides long. Its product is annotated as putative mtDNA inheritance protein Dml1. Gene Ontology annotation, biological process: mitochondrion distribution. Gene Ontology annotation, cellular component: cytoplasm. NCBI's taxonomy places the organism in Eukaryota, Fungi, Ascomycota, Eurotiomycetes, Eurotiales, Trichocomaceae. The record is from RefSeq and is a predicted model, not a curated record. The transcript has 5 exons. The coding region runs from base 81 to 1592 and encodes 503 amino acids.
CCUAUUUAGUCGCAUCGUGCAAUAUCUGGAAUCUACGGCUGUAAUAUUAAUAAAUAGUGUGCCAUGAAACUUCAUCCAUAAUGCACGAGAUCGUCACUUUGCAACUGGGUGAGCGGAGUAAUUACAUUGCGACUCACUUUUGGAACCUCCAGGAAUCUUACUUCACAUAUAACGAAGACUCAGACCAUUUAAUAGACCAUGAUGUUCAUUUUCGACCUGGGCUGGGUGCUGAUGGAACAGAAACAUUCACACCAAGAACUGUCAUAUAUGACCUGAAAGGGGGGUUCGGGGCUCUUCGUAAAUAUAAUGCGCUUUAUGAAGUAGAAGAUUCCUCGGGUGUGCUUAGGGGGUUAUGGGAUGGAAAUCAAGUUGUGCAGACGCAGCCCAACAUCCCCCAAAGCGAGUAUCAAAAAAACUUGGAUACUGGGGUUCAGCCGCCAGAUUUGACGUCAGAUUCUGUACGUUACUGGUCAGACUUCAACCGCAUAUUUUAUCACCCUCGAUCAAUCGUUCAACUGAACGAGUAUGAGCUUAACUCGUCUUUGAUGCCAUUCGAGCAUUGGUCAGCUGGGGAAGACUUGUUUGGUGAUUUAGAUAAAGAGCACGAUUUACUAGACCGAGAUAUCCGUCCUUUCAUGGAGGAAUGUGAUCAAAUUCGUGCCCUUCAAAUAUUUACUGGGUCUGACGAUGCCUGGGGAGGGUUUGCCGCUAGGUACGCUGACAGACUGAGAGACGAAUACGGUAAGACUGGUAUUUGGGUAUGGGCAAUCGAAGAUGGCGCCAAGGUGCCAAGACAAAAGCAAAUGUCUAAAAUGGUCAAUACAGCCAAGACUCUCAACUCUAUAUCGCCUCUGUCCACGUUAUACUGCCCUAUUAUCGAUUCUCCACCAACCCUUCCAAGCUACCUCACGGUCGACUUUAAAUCAGAAUGGUCAAAAGCUGCAUUGAUUGCAUCGGCAGUGGAAACAGUAACGCUUCCAGCCAGACUCAGACCUCAUCACGAUUUCGAGUCUUCGCUGAUGGGACAUAGCGGAGGAACACAGACCAUUUUUGAACUGCAAUCGUCAAUGAUAAGACGUGAUAGCAAUAAGAGACCUCGCUGGGUUACAUACGAGGAUGACCUGAGUGGACUAGAUGAGGAUGUGAAAUUGGAUUUUGAUCUCAACUUCACUAUUCCUAAGGCUAUGACAGAUGGCACAACUGUUUUUACUCAAGCACAAGUCUUCAGGGGCCGGAAAGAAGAGUUUGCACAUGAUGCCACAUCGGCUGUUGAGGAUAUUGGACUGGCGCGUAAAAUGCGUUUUUAUACAUCCAAGCCAGCGCUGAAAAGGUUCUCAACGACAUUGCGGUUUCCACUCCCUGAUAGCUAUCCUCGCAAUUUAUUCUCGGACUACGAUGCAGAGACAGGGGUAGAACUUUACACAGCGUUGUCAAGUACAUCAAGAAUUGGCGACAAACUGAAAGACCUACAGACGAUUGCAAGUAGAAUGGUAGGGGUGGAGGAAAGGGAGACACUGACAAAUGGCCUAGGGGAGUUGCGGGAAGCUUACGAAAAAGGCUGGAUGAGCGAGACAGACUCGGACGACGAUUGAUAGGCUAUCUGUGCGAUGGAUUUUAUACUCUCAAUUCUUGUACGAAUUACAAGUAAUAACAUCAAUUCGUUGUAUGUAAAAAUAGAAAAAGAUCGCCCGUAUUAGGGUUAGCCGCAACCACUUUUAAGGUUCGACGGGCGGUGCAAACAUGCCUAAUCAGGAAUAGGAAGUACCAGGUACCAGUUGCCGGCCGGCGAUCCUGAUGCCAAAGUGUCCUCUGCGAUAAGGCC